Messenger RNA from Lotus japonicus, 1580 nucleotides. RefSeq lists its product as uncharacterized. NCBI's taxonomy places the organism in Eukaryota, Viridiplantae, Streptophyta, Magnoliopsida, Fabales, Fabaceae. The record is from RefSeq and is a predicted model, not a curated record. Gene Ontology annotation, cellular component: nucleus. Bases 133 to 1245 code for a protein of 370 amino acids. The transcript has 2 exons.
AAUAUGAAGCAUUGUCGUCAAAAUCAAAAUGAAUCAUUCAUCACAGAGCAUCUGGUAUCCUGGUUAAGACAAAGCGUAUAGCUAGGGCUUGGGUGGUGUCAUCAUCGUUAUCUUGUUUUGCUCUUGGUAGCCAUGGAUUCUCUGCUAGCAAACUACGCCUCUUCAGACGAAGAACAAGAUCAACAACCACACAAACCAACCCAAUCCACAAAAACCACAACGACGUCGUCUUCUCCUUCUUCUUCCUUCUUCUCCACUCUUCCUCCUCCCAAAUCAUCAUCAUCAUCAUCAUCUUCUCUCUUUCAAUCUCUUCCUCCACCCAAACAACCUUCUUCAACCGAAAUCCCUAAACCUAAAUCCCAAUUCCAGGAACAACAACCCAAAAGGGUUGUCCAAUUCAGACCCCCAAUUAUCCCUCUACCUAACCCCACCGAUCUCGACGACGACGACGAUGACGAAGUUGAUGAAGAAGAACAAGAAGAGCGAAACAGAAGAAGAAAAUUGGAGUCGUCCACUCAAGCACCGUCGGUGAAAUCAUUCUUGUCCACCAUUCCUGCACCCAGGAACACCGCCACUCUCGGUGUUCAAUCGAGUUCCGGUUCUGGCCGGAGAUCCAUCAUCGAAACCGAUGCACCAGCACCAGCACCGGCACCGGUACCCGCACCGGUACCGGAGCUGCCGGCGUCAAGUUCUGCAGGAGAAGAGAGCGUUGAUCAAAAUGCUGCUGGUUAUGAGAAUUACCAGUAUGGCACUGAACAGUAUGAUAGCUAUGGCAAUUACAGUUGGGGUACUGAGCCAGAGGCUGGAGCUGUUUAUGGAAAUAAUGGUGGUGAUGAUGCCUAUGCAAAUUAUGCUGCCUAUGGGGAUCAAGGACAAGGACAGUAUGAAAGUAACUGGAUUGAUCGCUCCGUGCCGCCGGAGGCAUCUGGGGUUAGUGAUACUACGGUGAUAUUUCCUAGCAAGAGACGGAGGAAUGAGAUUCCCACGGAAGUGAUUGAGGUGAAGCAAGAUGAGCUUAUGAAGAAUCGGCCAAGAGAGGAUCAAGCUAAGAUCACUGGGAUAGCUUUUGGACCCUCUUACAUGCCUGUCUCGUCGGCAAAAGGAAAGCCCACAAAGCUGCAUAAGAGGAAGCAUCAAAUUGGUUCAUUGUACUUUGAUAUGAAGCAAAAUGAAAUGAAACUGGCCGAGCGGCGGGCAAAGGGCAUGCUUACCAAAGCUGAAACACAAGCAAAAUAUGGAUGGUGAUUCAGGGAUGAUGCUGAACUCUGUGAAUGCAUGUUUGAAAUCACUCUACAGUUGAUUAUGAAGACAAAAUUAAUUAUGGGGAGGAACUUUUGUCUGUAGUUUUUUAGUGCUAGAGUUUAUUCUAAGCUUACACAAACAAGUUUUGUGAAUUUGUACCAUGAUUUACAAAGUGAAGCCUUUGUUUUUCACUGUUCUGAAUGUAUUCUUCAGCUCUGUUUUUUUAGUUCAAAGGAUGAAAUUUCAUCAUAAUCUGACCAUGGAAUUUCAGACAGUACAAAUUUUAUCCUUGUGUUAUGAUAUGAGUCGUGAUAAAUGGAAUCAUAUUUCUUAUUUUC